AUGUCCGACAGGAGCAACGCCCCGGCACCUACUUCCAGCAAGGUCAAGUUCACACGUCGCGGAAGAAGAGUUAAGAGGGGCAACAAGGCCAACAAGGGCAAGGACCACAGCACACAACUCACACUGGAUACUACUGGCCUUGUGCAAUGGCAUCUGCCCGGCAAUAUCCAGAAGUGGGUGGCGUAUAAGGCCGCUCAGCCAACCCACAACCUGCUCAAGCAGGCUGUGUCUGCUGAUGGUGGAAGCGCACCUCGCGCCUGGUCUGUCGGUUGGGGUUGUUUUUAUCGUACUCCAUCGGAUCAUUCGUCCUUGUGCAGCCUGGCCGGCGACGUCGAUGUGUUAGCCGGGCGCCGUACGAGAACCGCCGUAUCCAGGGGGAUUCCGCCCAUCUUUGCGCUGGACACCCUCGUCGCGCCGGUGCACGGGGGGGAGAUGGCCGUGGCGAGUGGUCGACUUUGA
Messenger RNA from Microdochium trichocladiopsis, 459 nucleotides. RefSeq lists its product as uncharacterized. The record is from RefSeq and is a predicted model, not a curated record. The transcript has 2 exons. The coding region runs from base 1 to 459 and encodes 152 amino acids. NCBI's taxonomy places the organism in Eukaryota, Fungi, Ascomycota, Sordariomycetes, Xylariales, Microdochiaceae.